GCCUAGGUAGCCACAGCUGGCGUCGCGGGCGGGCGUCAGUCGCGAGCCAGCCAUGGCCUGCAACAGGAGCGUCGCCUUCAAGGCGGUCGAGCUGGUGCUGAGCGCGGCGUGCCUGGUGUUCAAGCGCGUGACGGACGACGAGGCGCGCCGGCAGCGGCUGGCAGACCUGCGGCUGGGCCGCGAGUGGCCGCUGUACCGCGCCGUCGCCAUCAGCAUCGACGGCUCCGUCGCCACCAACGUCGUCUUCGGCGCCUACGUGCUCAUCUCGCUCGCGCUCCUCGUCGGACACCUCACCGGAGAGCUGGGCCCCCAGCGCUGGCGCAUGGAGACGUUCCUACUGAUGGUGGGCGCCGGCGGCUUCGUGGUGGCGGCCAGCAUGGCGUACGUGACGCUGGACUCUGUGGUGCCGUCGCUGCUGGACAACGCGGCCGUGCUGGGCACUCUGGGGCUGGUGACGGGGCUCGUCUUCCUGGCCGACGCGCUCAUGCUGCUGUCCGCGCGACAGGCCAAGCCGGCGCCCAAGGAGCCGCCCAGGGAGCCGCCAAAGGCGCCGCCCGCCGCCAGGCACGACAAGGUGACGCAGACGCCGGCGGGCGAGGCGUACUCGCGCGUGUACACGGGCGGUCCGCUCAAGUCGUCGCUGCGGUCGCCGCGGCGCGUGCAGUUCCCGGCGCCGGGCGCGGAGGCAACGGCCACGCGGCCGCCGUCGCCGCCGCCACCGCCCUCCAGCAGCUCCGACGACGGGUCACCGUCGCCGCCGCAGAGGGACCGCGACGACAGCCCGCCGCCCAGCCGCAGCCGCAGUCGCAGCCCCGGGCCGCUGGCUGCAGCUGGAGCUGGAGCUGGAGCUGGAGGCGAGCCUUCCGCAGACGCCCCGCUGCGGCUGCCUGCCUUGGGGCCAGCUGUCCCUUUGCAGCAGCGACAGCGCACCCUGCAGGUGGUGGGCGAGCCGCUGGAGGUGCGCAGCUCUGGAGACAGCGCGCUGCUGGACUCGCUGCGCGCGCUGCGCGCCAUGGACAUCCCGCCGCCGCCCAGGGAGCCCCGCCGCGGCUCGCCGCCCAGGGACGCGCCGGCCGUAGGUGGCGAGAAGGACCGUGAGCUGGCCGAGGAGGUUCAGGAAUCGGCUGCGAGGGCGCAGCACCAUCGCCAGCUAUCGCAGCAACGGGAGGAGUCCCCGCUGAGUGCCCGCGAGCUGCAGCUGCUGGACUCUGGAAGAGACGAUGGAUUGUCCCCGGACUCCAGCAGGGACCGCGACCUGCUACAGAUGUUGGCACCACUGUCGCCGGCAGAGCGGGAGCGGCUGCUGCUGGACUCGCUGCGAGGCUCCGGCAAGUUCCGCUGGGGCCGGCGACAGCAGGAGCAGGUGUCUCCGCCGCCGCACUGGGGGUACGAUGCCAGGGUCGCCAACCGCGCGCACAGGGACCGGGAAUCCCCCAGCUCGCCGCUCGAUCCAGGCUACGUGCGGCACGCGGCGUCAAACUGGCCGGUGACGCCGCCAUCUGGGUCCCGUACGCCGCGCACACCGUCUCAGUCGCCCUCUGGCUCCGAGUCGUCCGGCUCUCCGCCCGCGGCAGGCCAGGCUGCGGGGGCGGCGCAGCGAGGGGGUGGCGUGGGCGGCCGGGCUCCGCGGCGCCGCGACAGCGACGACGACGACGACGACGAAGUGCCGGCGGGCGGCUCGCUGACGACGCAGCUGCUGCAGCGCUGGCUGCGCUCCAGGCACGCGCGUGUGGGGAAGACCACCUCACAGCCCUGAGCCACGGCCGCUUCGCAUGUCCUCAUAGUGCAUGCUGUGGUGUGACUCCAGGAAUCUCGAUUUGCACAUACGUCACGUGCAGUUAUACUGACACUUGCGUGCAGCUACUCCAAAAUGCCAUAAGUUCGUGCAAUCGAUAAUUAGUACACGGUUAUUGGUUUAAUAUGUAUUUGACAAAAUGUUUAAUAAGAUCGUGCUAUUGUUAUACUACAGUAAUUUUAGCAGUCCACCAUCAGUUGUAAAUAAACUCUAAUCUCCAGCAACGAGGUUCAAAACUGUAAAUAAAAUUCCACAUAUUGAAAGGGGCCAAUGCGGUAUUGCCUUUUACAAGACACUCCUCAGAGCGGAAUCUUAUUUCGCACUGUACACGCCACUUUCCGUAAAAAUGUCUAUUCACGUGUUCUUUGUGAUACAUAAUGAUUUAAUUUUUCAGAAAAACUAACUUGUUGAAAAAAUACUAGUAGUUACUGUCUGAGCACAGGAAACAUAAAUUUUACCUAUAUUAGGCAAAUAAAAACGAUAAUUUUCCAGGAGGGAACCUCACUCGUCAUACCACUCUCUCAAACUGAGGUGCUGUAGUAUGUUCAAAUACAAUUAGUUACUGUCUAAGCACAGGAAACAUAAAUUUUACCUUUAUUAGGCAAAUAAAUACAAUAAUUUUCCAGGAGAGAACCUCACUCAUCAUACCACUCUCUCAAACUGAGGUACUGUAGUAUGUUCAUUAGACACUGGACCCAUUUUUGGGACGACAGUCCUCUGAAUCCUUGCCCAGUCUUCCAUAUGUAGGUUUUUCUAAACCAUUUAAGAUGAAUGCUGAUAUGCCCAUUUCGAAAGGGCAUGGCUAAUUAUCUUCACCACUCUUCCCCAAUCUGAGCUUGUGCUCUGCCUCUAAUGAUCUCAUUGUUAACAGAAAAUUAAACCCAUAUCUUGAUUCUUUUCAGACAAUAUUUUUGCCAUCUUAGAAUCCAUUCUUUUUACUAAAUGAAAUAUUCAAAAAAGUUUUGAUCAGAAGCGCCAAUCUUCAGAGUUUUAACUGUUAAUUGCUAAAUAAAAAGACUAAUUCAUCCUCCGAUAAAAAUACGAGACUGAAAUUACAUUGUUCAUACGCAGUUUCAUUUCAAUUCCUCAUAGAGAGAUGCUCUUUUGUAAAAAUAUCAACAAAUUUCUGAUUGUUAACCUUUCUGUUGUUAAUGUACCCUAAACUUACUGAUAUUGUUCAGAAUGCAUUUUUAGGUACAAUUUUUCACCCUAGAUUCAUAGAUAAUUUUGUGCUUCCUACAUCUCCUUAGUGGGGAAAACACAUCUUAAUAUAAUAGCAAAAUUUACUUAUCAGCAAAGGUGGAAAUAUUACUAGGUAUCUACAUUUACACAUUUUCUCUGCAUGUCACCAUAACACAUGUUGAGAAUACAUCAUGUAUAAAUAUCAUUUUCCCACUUCCAUACACUGUUCUCUAAUGAUGAAUUGAAAGAUUAAUAAUUGUAAUGUAAUUUGUGAAAUUUUCUCAUACAGACUAAACAAAUGGUGACUAAUUAUUUAGCUCUUAUCUGAAUGUUCUCAGUCACAUUCACCAUCAAACAUGACAGGUAUCAUCCACUGUUAAAUAUAUUUAGGAUUCCAAUCUCGCUUCUAUUCCACAUCACAUUUCCUACUUCAGUGGAUUUUGUAACCAAAACAUUUUCAGUUGUUACUAUAUCAAGAGCAUUAUUUAAAAAUUAGCAUUGAAGAAUAACAAACACAUACACAAUUAUGCAGCUUGUUGAGAAGAACUAUACAGUUCAUACAGUAUGUGUUCAUUUAUUUUUCCUGCAUGUAUGAAAAUGAUUGUGAUUUAAUUGUAAUCAAAGCUCAGAACUGCUUAUUCAUCUAAACUAGAUUUAGAAGUUAGAAAGCAAAUAUAGUCAGCAGCCAAGAAUACUUGGUAGCAUUCACACCAUGCACAUUUUCUUUAGUGUUUUUUUAUGAAAACAAAUAAUGCAACACUUCUGCAAGUAGUUUACCUCAGAGAGAACCAUUAAAUUGUGAAUCUUCUUUUAUUUUAAGCUAAAUGGUCAGUACACUUCUACAUUCCCAGGGCCAACUCAGAACCAUUUCUAUCUUGUAGCUCAAGAGUGUUGUCUUGUCAGACCCAUUUACUGCCUUCAGAACCAUGUGGAGCUAUUAUAAUUAUUUUAUACCAUGAUAGCAGAUGUGUUGAAAAACACAAAUAAUGACAUUUAGGCCUGUUUAUUAUAUCAAAUUGCUAAAAUAAGCUGAGUACAUUUAUUCUCAUUCAAAUAUGGAAACCAUUUACCCAGAAAAUUAAUGAGGAUAGUAGGUAAUAAUUACACUACAUGCUAUAAGAGAUUAGACUGGCUGUACAUGAUCAGAAAAUGAAGGUAGAGAAAUAGACAGCUAAUUGUAACAUAAGGAAGGAACUGAAAGGGGAAAGAAAGAGAGAAUAACAAAACUGACUAAAGUGUUAUUCUCAGAAAUUUCUUUUUGGUCAACCAAAAGCUAAAAUUAUAUCACAAUUUUGUGGUAUCGUAUUUCAGUCACUGCAAACGAAGUGGACAAACUUUUUUAAGAGACCCUAUGUGCUAUUUAAAAUCAGAUACAUAAUUUUUCUACCACAAAAUAAAUAAUUUUCUGCAAACUGACAGUGGGACAUUUUAAUGUCAUAUAAGUCAUCCAUCAUAAUGACAUGAAUAUUAGAGUUGAGUUUUUGAAGCCAUUACUUUUUACAGAUCACAGAAAUAGAGUUUGUGGCUGACUUAAUCUAGUUGAAAUGUGUAAUGUCAGAAAUACAAUUGUUUUGUAGCCCUGUAACCUUGUAAAAUACAUUUAGCUUUAUGUAGUUUGCUAGUAGUAGAAUUCUAAAUUUGUCUGGUGGACAUUGUUAAGUGCAUCAAUUGUUUUGAAUAUAUUUAUAAUUCAAGUGAUCUUGUACUUUAAUUGCAAUUGCAAUUUUAUCUGCAAUUGAACAAUAUGUGUAAUAAUGACUGACUGUGCAAUAGCAAAAUAAAUAAUGCUAGAAAGGUGUUA
This is a messenger RNA of Schistocerca gregaria, 4778 nucleotides long. Its product is annotated as histone-lysine N-methyltransferase 2D-like. Lineage: Eukaryota; Metazoa; Arthropoda; Insecta; Orthoptera; Acrididae. The coding region runs from base 53 to 1756 and encodes 567 amino acids. The transcript has 8 exons. The record is from RefSeq and is a predicted model, not a curated record.